Messenger RNA from Argiope bruennichi, 1922 nucleotides. RefSeq names its product general transcription factor 3C polypeptide 5-like (gene l(2)37Cd). The transcript has a single exon. Bases 104 to 1432 code for a protein of 442 amino acids. Gene Ontology annotation, biological process: transcription initiation at RNA polymerase III promoter. The record is from RefSeq and is a predicted model, not a curated record. NCBI's taxonomy places the organism in Eukaryota, Metazoa, Arthropoda, Arachnida, Araneae, Araneidae. Gene Ontology annotation, cellular component: transcription factor TFIIIC complex.
GCAAGACCGAAUAAUAUAAACACUACGUUCUUAUUAGCGUGAUUGUUUUUCACAUAUUGACGUACUUAUAUACUGUAAGCAACAUAUAAUCGUAUAUUCUAUAAUGGAUAUACAAUAUAAUCCGAAACCUCUUAUUGCCGUGGAUUAUCCGGGAACUGUUUUGAAUGUUGAUGAAAUGUCCAGAACUUUAGGAGGGAAGCAACAAAUGUUCAAAGCAUUUAAAAAUCCAUCUAAACGCUUAGAGUUGAAAUUUCGACCGAGUGAUCCAUUUUGUAAAUGUGUUCAUGGUGAUCGAUUUAAUACCACUAAUAUUGUAAUGAGAGUAACUAAAAGAACCAAGCGAAAAUCAAAAACGGGCGAAUUACCACUUGAACCUGAAGUUCAAUAUAAAAUAGAAUUUCUAGGUGUUGCAUCUACCACUUACAAAUUCAAAUCGUUGGCAGAUUUUCAGAUUCUUCCUGUGACUUUUGAUAAAGAUGAAAAGAAAUACAAAUCUUUGCUGCCUAAACUGGUGCCAACUACUUUGCAUCCAGCAUCAUGGCUGGAAGAAGAAAUGGAACUUUUCGUACCUCCUAUUCUUUUUUCUCGAUUUGAUUUUCCUCAGUCUACAUAUUCAGAAACCCAAACCAAGGCAAAGGUUCAAGAAGCAAAUCGACAUUUACCUCCAAACAUAAUAGGAAGAGGAAGGAAAAGAAGAGCCGGUCAUGCAGUAUUUGCAACGUUUGAAGAAAGGAAGGUGUUGGAUAAACCUAAGCCAGAAGCUGUAACUCAAUUAAAAACUUAUCCUCUAGAUGUUGAGGUGAAAAAGAAAGUGGAUGUAUUAUUUCAAGAAAGACCAGUAUGGAGUAAAAAUGCCCUUCAGCUUCGAUUGAAAUGUGAAAAAAGUAGAUUAAAAUAUCCACUUCCUUGCUCUGCUUAUUAUUUUACAAAUGGACCAUGGAGGACACUUUGGGUUAGAUUUGGCUAUGAUCCACGGAAAGAUCCUGCUUCGAAAUUGUUACAGGUAUUGGAUUUGCGCAUAAAUCCAAGCAUCCCUAUUAAUGAAAAAGGCUACAGACCACGCUCAUCAUAUUACAGUUUGCCUAAUAAGAAUGCACUCAAUCACACACGUGUGGCUACCAUUAAAACUUUAGAUUUGUUGCCUACAUGCAAAGAUGAUGAUAUUAUGGAUGAUAAGGACAUGGAAACUAGAUUAUUAACAUGUGAAUAUAUACCUGGUCAACUGCCUACUGCUCGGCAAUGUUUUUAUCAGCUCUGUGACAUACAUUUGGAACCUGUUCAAAAACUCAUCCAUCAGAAUGACGGGCAAGAAGAAUUUUGUCAUGAAAAAGAUGGUUGGUGUUUACCAGGGACAAUAGAGAAGUGCAGAGAUCUUAUUAUGAUGGAUAUACAAAAAACUGUGCAGGAUUUAAAAGAAAACGAAGUUCAGUGAUAAUCUCUCAUAUUAAAUCACUCGGAAGACAAUACUUAUAUUAGCUUCUUCUGUCAAUUUAAUUUUUUUGAAAAAUUCAUGAAUGGAUAAAUACUAUGGUGUUACAAAAGUACUAUAGUGUUUGGAUUUGAUGAAAGAGAGCAGGAAAUGAUUCAUCACUAGGCAGUAAAAUUCUGUUCCUUCAACUUCUUGUGUUGAAUAAGUUUAAUUACUUAUAAUCUUUUUUUUUCUGUAUUUUUUCUCUACAAUCUGUAAUUUGCAUUGUUUUAAUCAUUUGCAUUUCUCUUUGGUAUUUAAUUAGGUUUUUUUUUAAUAUUUAUAUUCUGCAUGAUAAGAGAAAGGAUUGUUUUUUUUUUUUUUUUUUAAUAUUGUAAUAUUGCUUCACUUGUAUAUAGUAUUUGUUUAUCAAUCUAUGUAUAUAUGCUAUCAUUUAAAAUAAUGUGUAUUUGUGUAAAUGUAAAAAUAUUGUAUGUUUUGAUGAUGAAUAAUG